CGUGCGUGUGAGGAGACCGCGUGUUGUUGCAUGUUGAAGGCAACAUGUCCUAUCGCAUUCUGCGCAAGCUGCAGGGCAAUGCAGAGCUGGAGAUAAAGGAACAGAUCGAUGAGGUGUCGGAUGGUGGCGAUGCCGAUUACGACACCAACAGCACCAGCAGUCAGAACCGCACGAACAGCAAGAAGCAGCUUAACAUCAAUCGAUACGAUCUGCUAAACCAGCAACAGUCACUGUCGGAAAGUGAAGUCAAAGAGGACGAUAACGAUGAAACGGAAAAGGAUGUAGCGGACGGGCCAGUCAGUAUGCAUCUAGCCGGCGAGGCGAAGAAGCGCAAGAAAAAGAAGAAGAAGAAGACGGGCAAAUACAUCUCCAGCUCGGCACGGCGCAGCAGCGAGGACAAUGCCGACAUUGAGGAUGAAUUUACGCGCACGGUAAAGGAGGUGGACAAGCUGUUUGGCAAUUUCCCGCGUGAUUCGGAUCACCCUCAUCAUCAUCAUCAUCACCAUUCGCACCACCAUCAGCAGUCGGUCGGUGGUGAUGGGAAGCCGGUGGUGGGACCGGUUGGUGCCGGCCUCACCGCUAAAUCGUUGCUGAAUGUGCAGCACAAAAAUCUGAACCCGCAGUACGAGAUGAAGCGCAUGUUCGGCAGCAAGGUCGUCGGUGAUCAACAGAACAAGCGACGCAAUGCCCGCGGAGCAUCCCGGCUGCAAAAGUCCACCUAUCUGGUGAACCCGAAAGACUCCUGGCCCCCGGUGGGAAAGUCCGGCAUCUAUAUGAACCUCGUGCAGGCACCGGAGCCAACCACCUCCACGUCCACCACCGGUCCGAAAGCGAUCUUCGACAAGAACGUCAUCUACUUCGCGUUCGAGCACAGUCCCUCGUACCGGCAGGUGCAGCAAAAGUUCCUCGACGCCGUGGAAAGCAUGGACUCGGAGAACAUCAUUCACAUUAUCAAUCAGUACCCGUACCACGUCGAUUCGCUCAUCCAGCUGAGCGAACUGUGCAAAAUGACGGACGAUCACGCGAUGGCAUCGGAACUGAUCGAGCGGGCACUGCUCGCCCUCGAGUCGUCCUUUCACACCAUGUUUAGCCUGACGCAGGGCAACUGCCGGUUGGACUAUAGGCGGCAGGAAAAUCGUGCACUGUUCAUUACGCUUUUCAAACACUCGCAGCAUCUAGAAUCGAGAGCUUGCUCACGGACCGCACUGGAAGUUGCCAAACUGAUACUCUCGUUCGAUCCGAUCAAUGAUCCACUGGCGAUGAUCCUGAUCGUCGAUUAUUACGCGAUUCGAGCGAAACAGUACGAGUGGUUGGUGACGCUCUACGAAGAAUGGGACGCAACGAACAAUCUAUCCCAGCUACCGAACAUGGCGUACUCGUACGCGAUGGCGCUCUUCCAUCUGAAGCGCCCGGAAGCGGCCGAUAAAGCGUUGCAGUACGCGCUGCUAAUGUUUCCGGGCGUUUUGCGUCCGCUGAUGGAUGAACUGUCGAUACAGGCGGAUAGCCGGGUGGCUGGCCACAAUUACUUUGGACCGGGCGCGUACAAUAAAUCGUUGGUAGCGCUGCAGCAACUGAUGUCGCUGUACGUUUGUCGCUCGAAGUUGGUGUGGCGUGAUGCGGAACUGUUGCCAUGGUUGGAACGCAAUGUGAAUGCGGUACUGGAUCGGGUCGAUGCCAAAGAGGACGUUGUGGCAGAGUAUGCAACCAAACGGAGUCAAAGGUAUGCGAAUCCACCACGGCAAGUGCUGCGCCAUAUUGUGCUGUCGGAUUUUAAGGAAAAGGUUCCACUGGCUCAGUUUAUUAAGAAGGAAAGUGAUCCAAUGCUGAUGUACGACCCGCUGCCACCACUGGACUCGAUCAACAUUUACACCAGACCUACCGUGACGUCGAGCAGCAGUCGCCUUUCAAACGAUCCGCUGCAUCUUUUCUUUCAAUCACUGCUUCCCAACUUUAACGCUCAAGCCCAACCUGCUCCACCAGCAGCUGCUGCCCAACAACCACAGCAAGCUAAUAAUGCUGCUGCUGGUGGUGCUGUUGCCGGUCCUGCUGCCGCAGGUCCCGCUGCUGCUGGCCCUGCUGCUGCUGCUGCAGCUGCCGCAGCCGCCGCCGCCGGUGCCCCUGACUGGGACUUGGGCAGCAUGGGCGCGUACAGCACUACGCUCGUCACGAUCGUGGAAGCGAUGCGCGAGUUUCUGUCCGGCAUUCGUGCGCUCGAGCGACCAAACGAUGCCGACGUGGACGAAGCGGAAAGCAGCGAAGAGGACGAACCGAACGAUUUUCUGAUGUAA
Molecule: messenger RNA, 2288 nt
Organism: Anopheles maculipalpis
Lineage: Eukaryota; Metazoa; Arthropoda; Insecta; Diptera; Culicidae
Gene: Nulp1
Product: transcription factor 25
Exons: 6
Coding region: 45-2288 (747 amino acids)
Cellular component (GO): RQC complex
Source: RefSeq, a predicted model, not a curated record